Molecule: messenger RNA, 2762 nt
Organism: Vigna radiata var. radiata (mung bean)
Lineage: Eukaryota; Viridiplantae; Streptophyta; Magnoliopsida; Fabales; Fabaceae
Product: protein translocase subunit SecA, chloroplastic
Exons: 15
Coding region: 230-2533 (767 amino acids)
Biological process (GO): protein targeting; protein import
Cellular component (GO): membrane
Molecular function (GO): ATP binding; ABC-type protein transporter activity
Source: RefSeq, a predicted model, not a curated record
AAUAGAUAUUACCCUUAUCCUAUCUCUCGUCCUGUCCACGUUGUCAAUGUUCUAUCCAUCACAAACAACAUUCAGAAGCAGAAAGAAACUCAGCUUCUUUAUUUGCAGCUUUUCUAGUUAACACACUCGCGCCAUGGCCACGAAACCCAUCUUCCCUAUCCAAUCCAAUUCAAAACCCUCACUAUAAACUACUUCUUCAAAAAAUUUCUACAAUUUCUCAAUCCCAACCAUGGCCUCGUCGUCGCUCUGUUCCUCCUUCUCCUCCAAAACGUGGAACCCGCACGCACUUUGUCACCACAAAACCCUAACUCCAUGGGCUUCAGCUUUUCUUCGCGGAUACAUCCAGCUCCAUCCGCCGUCGAUUUCCGGCACACGCCGGAGCAGGAUGCGUCCAUCGGGUGUAGUAGCGUCCCUCGGAGGAUUGCUUGGCGGCAUAUUCAAAGGCGCUGACACGGGAGAAUCCACGCGACAGCAGUACGCGGCAACCGUUAACAUUAUCAACGGAUUGGAACCAGAGAUUUCCGCAUUGUCGGAUUCGGAACUGAGGGAGAGGACUUUUGCGCUUCGAGAACGCGUGCAACAGGGCCAAUCUUUGGAUUCUAUCUUACCGGAGGCUUUUGCUGUGGUGAGAGAAGCUUCGAAGAGGGUUUUGGGCCUCCGACCCUUCGAUGUCCAGCUUAUAGGAGGCAUGGUUCUUCAUAAGGGGGAAAUAGCUGAAAUGAGGACUGGAGAAGGGAAGACACUGGUUGCAGUUUUGCCUGCUUAUUUAAAUGCAUUGAGUGGGAAGGGAGUUCAUGUUGUGACUGUCAAUGAUUAUCUGGCACGGCGGGAUUGUGAGUGGGUUGGUCAGGUUCCACGCUUUCUUGGAUUGAAGGUUGGCCUCAUUCAGCAGAAUAUGACAAGUCAGCAAAGAAAGGAAAAUUACUCAUGUGAUAUAACAUAUGUCACUAAUAGUGAGCUUGGUUUUGAUUACUUGAGAGACAAUCUUGCCACGAGUGUCGAAGAUCUUGUCGUAAGGGGUUUCAAUUACUGUAUCAUCGACGAGGUUGAUUCAAUUCUUAUUGAUGAAGCUAGAACACCACUUAUUAUAUCAGGACCUGCAGAGAAACCCAGUGAUAGAUAUUAUAAGGCUGCAAAGAUUGCAGAAGCAUUUGAGCGAGACAUACAUUACACUGUGGAUGAAAAACAAAAAACAGUUCUACUUUCUGAGCAGGGUUAUGAAGAUGCUGAAGAAAUUUUGGCUGUCAAAGAUUUAUAUGAUCCACGAGAGCAGUGGGCUUCAUAUAUCCUAAAUGCAAUAAAAGCAAAAGAACUAUUUCUUCGGGAUGUAAACUACAUAGUUCGUGGAAAAGAGGUCUUUAUUGUUGAUGAGUUUACUGGUCGAGUCAUGCAGGGGAGAAGGUGGAGUGAUGGUCUUCACCAAGCAGUNGAGGCAAAAGAAGGGCUGCCAAUUCAAAAUGAAACUGUCACGCUGGCUUCCAUCAGUUACCAGAAUUUCUUUCUUCAGUUUCCCAAACUUUGUGGUAUGACUGGCACUGCAGCAACAGAAAGCACAGAAUUUGAGAGUAUUUACAAGCUUAAAGUUACAAUUGUGCCAACAAACAAGCCUAUGAUAAGAAAGGAGGAAUGUGUGUGUGUGUGUGUGCGCGCGCAACGUAUGUGUAAAUUAUUAUAUUUUCGAGAUAGUGCAGAUGGAUUACUUCCAUUUAAAGAUGAAUCUGAUGUAGUUUUUAGGGCAACUCCAGGGAAAUGGCGUGCAGUUGUAGUGGAAAUCUCUAGGAUGCACAAAACUGGUCGCCCAGUGCUUGUUGGCACGACUAGUGUUGAGCAGAGUGAUUCUUUGUCNGAGCUAUUGAAAGAAGCUGAAAUUCCGCAUGAGGUUCNUAAUGCAAAACCAGAAAAUGUUGAGAGGGAAGCAGAAAUUGUAGCUCAGAGUGGUCGUCUUGGGGCAGUGACAAUUGCAACCAAUAUGGCUGGUCGUGGGACAGAUAUAAUCCUUGGUGGUAAUGUACUUGAUAAGAGUUUAGUUUCUGUAUAUUGCUACAUGUUGAAUGAUUUAACCCCUGAUUUGCUGAAGAACAAGUGUUCGGACUAUGAAGAAUUGCGGAAUUAUCUCCGUCUUCGUGGUCGUGAAGCCUACAAGCAGAAAAGGGAAACGGUGGAGGAACAAGCAGCAGGCUUGAUGAAAGAAGCAGAGCGGUUCCUAAUCUUGAGCAAUAUUGAUCGCUUGUGGAAAGAACAUCUUCAAGCACUAAAAUUUGUUCAGCAAGCCGUAGGGCUACGGGGAUAUGCGCAGCGCGAUCCACUUAUUGAAUACAAACUUGAAGGCUAUAACCUUUUCUUGGAUAUGAUGGCACAAAUAAGAAGAAAUGUCAUAUAUUCCGUAUAUCAGUUCCAACCUGUGUUGGUAAAGCAAGAUCAAGAGAAAACAGAGAAUGGGAAAUCAGGAAAACGUAAAGCACGCAGUCGGGUUAACCCAAAUCCCGAUCCAGUUGGCACCAUCGAGCCUUCAACAUCAAGUACAGCGUCCUAAAACAGCAAUGAAGACUAUAUUUAUCAGGAGUUACUGAACAAGAGGAAUCGACGAAAGCUUCAGUUAGUUCUCAAUGUUUGUAGCAAUUUAUUGUAGAGAUUUUCAUAUGGUCAAAAUAAAUUUACAUAUGUAUAGUAAUUCGUAAAUUUAGGAGAAAGAAUAUAUUUCUUAUUAUUUGUCUGUUUACAUACAAGCGUUUAAUGAAAUAAAAGGAGCUUAUUCUAGGGAA